AUGUCGGAAAUACCGGUAUUCCGCCAGCGACCCUUGAAAUCCGCUCGCUUGUGCUGGAUGAUAUGGCAUCACAAGGUCUUGGACAAACCAAACCCUCAGCUAAGAGAUGGAUCCAGGAAGAAAACCAAGAGCAAUGAUGUUGCGCCGGAUGCUUUUGGAGGUGAACUGAGAGCCGCGUUUCCAGCCAUCAGUACGAUUUUCAGCAAACUAAAAGACAGCGUCAAGAUGAUGUCGCCGCACAAAAGGGUUUUGACCAAGAUGGAAGUUCUACAAGUGGAGAUUGAGCUGGCAGACACAGCGAGCUUACCCAAUGCCUCGCAAGGCCACCGCUGGACUUCGAGCAGCGACAUGACAACGGUGGAGUAA
Molecule: messenger RNA, 366 nt
Organism: Phytophthora nicotianae INRA-310
Lineage: Eukaryota; Oomycota; Peronosporomycetes; Peronosporales; Peronosporaceae
Exons: 3
Coding region: 1-366 (121 amino acids)
Source: RefSeq, a predicted model, not a curated record